AUGAUGGGGUAUGUUCAUUUGGUCUUCCUAUCUAUGUUCCUCUUGGUUUCCAUGACAUCCGAAACAUUCGAUGCAAUGGAAGGUGAGGCUUUAGUUAUAAAAUGUCCCCAAUGGAGUUCAUCUGUGAAAGUCACCUGGUAUCACACGGAUACUAACAAAGUAAUUCCUGCAGAAGAAGAGGGAUCACGAAUAUUUUCCUUAAAACGAUUUCUUUGGUUUCUGCCAACUUCUAGAGAGGAUUCGGGAAACUACACUUGUGUUAUACAUUUUUCAAAUAACAGCACAAAGUCGUUCAACAUGAGUGUGCAGGUUCAUCCAUACAAGCAAGGAGUCUGUUUCCCAAGUCAGAUUCGUUACCCAAAUGACACUGGAAGAGGAAAAAUUGUUUGUCCUACAAUUGACAAUUAUAAGAAUGCUACUAUCAUCCAGUGGUAUAAGGACUGCAAACCUCUUCAGGGAGAGAGAUACUUCAAGGAAGAAAAAUAUAUUUUUAUUAACAACCCAAGAAAGGAGGAUGAUGGUUAUUAUACUUGUCAAUUUAUCUACACUCAUAAAGGAAAUGUGUUUAAUGUAUCAGCCACAAGGAUUUUCAUAAGUAAGGCAAAACAUUCACCGCUACCUCUUCAAAUUUUAUUUCCAAAAGAUAAAAGUGUAAAAGAAGUGGAGCUUGGUGCUCCUUUGUCUCUGAAAUGUCAGGCCCGCCUGGGGAUUAAGAAACAGCCGAUAGCUGUUGUCACCUGGCAUGUGGAUAACAUCCCGGUGAAAUACUUAGAUUUUUCAAGAUUUCAUGAAAAAACUCAUUUUUUUGAAGGACGUGAGCAAGAAUAUUACGGAGAGACCACUUUGCAUAUUACUGAAAUAAAAGAGGAGGAUCUGCAGGCAAAUUUCAGAUGUGUAGUGGUGAACGAAAUGCACAACACAAAGGCCACGGUGACGUUACAACUCAAAGCACAAUUGGGUCUUCCUAACGUCCUCUUGAUUGUAGGAUCUCUAGUUCUGCUAGUUGCAACAGCAGUCUCUGUUAUACUUUAUCAGUCCUUCCGAGUUGAUAUCGUCCUAUUGUACCGGGAGAUAUUUCAGCCCUACUCAGCCAAGGAUGAUGGGAAGAUAUAUGAUGCGUAUGUUAUCUACCCCAGAAGCCACACCAAUGAAGCUAAUUUUGUGGAAUAUUUUGUUUACCAAAUCAUGCCAGAUAUUCUAGAAAAUAAAUGUGGAUAUAAACUGUGUAUUUAUGGGAGAGAUAUAUAUCCCGGAGAAGAUACAGCCAGUGCAAUUGAGAAGAGGAUGCAGAAGAGCAGACGGCUGAUCAUCCUUCUAACACACCAGCUGAUUAAUUGUAAAGAACCUGCUUAUGAUCAACACAUUGCUUUAUACAAUGCCCUCAUUCAAAACGAUACAAAGGUGAUUCUGCUGGAAAUGGAGACAAUUGGGACUUAUGAGAAGCUUCAGGAAUCUCUUAGGUUUAUUAUUAAGCAGCAAGAUGAAAGUUCAGAAACUUGA
Messenger RNA from Fulmarus glacialis (Northern fulmar), 1500 nucleotides. RefSeq names its product interleukin 1 receptor-like 1 (gene IL33R). NCBI's taxonomy places the organism in Eukaryota, Metazoa, Chordata, Aves, Procellariiformes, Procellariidae. Gene Ontology annotation, biological process: signal transduction. The record is from RefSeq and is a predicted model, not a curated record. The transcript has 11 exons. Gene Ontology annotation, molecular function: interleukin-33 binding; interleukin-33 receptor activity; interleukin-1 receptor activity. The coding region runs from base 1 to 1500 and encodes 499 amino acids.